Molecule: messenger RNA, 1800 nt
Organism: Populus trichocarpa (black cottonwood)
Lineage: Eukaryota; Viridiplantae; Streptophyta; Magnoliopsida; Malpighiales; Salicaceae
Exons: 8
Coding region: 306-1598 (430 amino acids)
Molecular function (GO): zinc ion binding
Source: RefSeq, a predicted model, not a curated record
CGUCUCUCGUCUUCUUCUUCGUAGCCAUCAGAACAGUCUAAUGUUUCUUCUCCAUUAAUUCUUUUUUCUAACAACACAAUCACUUGGAAACACCAACUGUCACUCUCUCUCUCUCUCUCUCUCUCUCUCUCUCUCUCUCUCACAUAUAUGUUCCUUGAUUCUCUCUUUCUCAAUCUUUGUUGGUAGAUAUUUUUGAUCCUGUCACCAUAUUUAUGGUUUUAAUUUACUACUGUUAUUGUUUUUUAAUAUCCCUUUGAGAUUCUUCCACAAUCUUUUUGAGAGAUUUGUCGAUUAGAAAAACAGUAAUGCAAGCAACUCAGGCAGCACUCAGCAAUGGAGUUGCUGAAGGUUCUCCAGUAGAGGCUGAUUCCAAAAUUGUGGAACCCUCAAAUGAAGUCUCAAAUCCAGAACCAAGUGGAAGGCGCUCGGAUCUUUCACUUCAAAUUCCUCCUAGACAUGUAGGUUUUGGCACUAGCCGUAGUGGAAAAGGUUUACUCCACUCUCAAAAUUCAUAUAAAGGCAGAUCACCAGGAGGCUUCUUGCGGACUCUCAGCUUGAAGAAAAAAGCUGCUGCUCCUGAUGGUGAGAGGAGCUCUCUCCUUACUGCAGACUACAAAACAGCUCCAGAUAGUCCUAUUAUGGCCAGCUUCAAGUCAGCAUUUUCUUGGAACAGAUGCACUUCUCUUCCUGUUACACCUGCAUCGAACUUGUCCCCUUCUGUUUCCAUGCCUGCUUCAGCAAGAAUGCCUGGUGAAUCUCAUAAAAUAAAAAAGGGGGCUGCUCAUCCUGUGGUUUCAAGGUCCCUCUCUGUGCCUUGGCGAAAUGUUGUUAUUGUACGAUCUGCAUCUUUCUCUACUCGCGAUGAGCAUGUUCUAACAGAUCCCAGUAAUGCAGAUCAAAUAACGCCUAUUCCCACUGAAGUCGAUGAUGAAGAAAUUCCUGAAGAGGAAGCUGUAUGUAGGAUCUGUUUUGAUGUAUGUGAAGAAGGGAAUACACUCAAAAUGGAAUGCAGUUGUAAAGGUGCCCUCAGACUUGUACAUGAAGACUGUGCAAUUAAGUGGUUUAGCACCAAAGGAAACAAGAACUGUGAUGUAUGUGGGCUAGAGGUUAAGAACUUACCGGUAACUUUGCUUCGGGUAACAAGCGCAGCCCAUAGAAAUAACAGACAGGAACAGAGUCACCAGAUGUCACAGUCAAUAAGUGCCUGGCAGGACUUUGUUGUGCUUGUCUUAAUUAGCACCAUAUGCUAUUUCUUCUUCUUGGAGCAAUUAUUGAUUCAUGACAUGAAGACUCAAGCAAUUAUAGUUGCUGCACCAUUUGCAUUCACGUUGGGCCUUUUGUCAUCUAUCUUUGCUGUCAUUCUAGCAAUCAGAGAGUAUAUAUGGACAUAUGCUGCACUUGAGUUUGCGUUUGUGGCCAUUACUGUCCACCUAUUCUACAAUAUGCUUCAUGUGAAGGCCAUUUAUGCAAUACUACUUUCAUCAGUUUUGGGUUUCGGGAUAGCUAUGAGCAUCAACUCGUUGUACAUUCAAUAUUUUGCUUGGCGAGUUCAGGUUGGCCAGAACCACAACUCGAACCCAAACUCGAAUCCAGUAUGAGUGAUUAUCAAAGUGAAAUGAGGUCUAGCAUAUUAUGUUUGCGAUAGAUAUGUUGUUGUUUAUCCCCACCCAGUUAACUUGGAAAGUAGUAAAACAAUUUCAUGGUAUGUUGUAAAUGAAAUUCUCCUGCAUAAUAUUACCUCCCUUUGUCCAGCUCAUUUCUUUAUUGUGCAAUGGAUAACAGUGUGUUUUUUUAUAGCAA